Rhodofomes roseus is the source of this 799-nucleotide messenger RNA. RefSeq lists its product as uncharacterized. Bases 91 to 696 code for a protein of 201 amino acids. Lineage: Eukaryota; Fungi; Basidiomycota; Agaricomycetes; Polyporales; Fomitopsidaceae. The transcript has 2 exons. The record is from RefSeq and is a predicted model, not a curated record.
GCCUCGGUACCAUCCCUCUCCUCCUCCUCACUGAGCUCGCCAGCUCCCAGUCGUUCUGCGCGUAUCCUGAGCAGCUCUGAGUCGGCAUCUAUGGUCUCUGUCUGUCAUUAUUGUCUGGAUCUGGGACAUCGCCCACGUCGUUUGUCAUGUGCGCGGCGCGCGGCGCGCGAAACAAGAUCGAGGAGCAGUAAGUUAGAACAAGCUCGAGAUCGACGUCGAGGAGGUCGUCUUGCGAGGUCUCCGCACUGGGUCUCCGCACUCCUGCUGCUGCGUGCGGAGGAGCCGAGGGCGACAACUUCCAAGCCCGGGGUAACAGCUUCGAGCUCGGCCGUCUUUCUUCCCACUUCGACCUUCUCCGGUCGGGCACCAGACAGACGAGUUUGGACCCUGGCUCAGGAUGAAGCCUGGUGGUAUGGUGGCUACUUUACUUGCAAGGCAUGCGUUGGGCAAUGCCCAGGUGACCGCCUCCGUGUAUCUUACCACCACCGCCUUCGCUCAGUCCUUGCUGGUACCUACAAACUUUCCAGUCGCUCACCCAUGCAAACUGCCGGACUCGCCUCGUCUCACCCGCCCACUGAGCACCUCCUUCGCGCCUGCCCCAUUCGUAAAUCUCGCACAUCUCGCCUACCGACGCCCGCUCGCACGAGUAUGGCGCAUGUCCCCGCGUAUCGCGCCCGCCAGGCCCACCCUCCGUAGCCGCAUGUCAUACAAACCCAUUCGCCCACCCUAUUCACUCUGCCGCCCGCAUUCCUCGCGUGUCACUCCCGCUCGCCCAACUGCGCGCAUCGCGCAUCCACGC